Messenger RNA from Olea europaea var. sylvestris, 2076 nucleotides. Its product is annotated as endoglucanase 17. The record is from RefSeq and is a predicted model, not a curated record. Bases 196 to 1797 code for a protein of 533 amino acids. NCBI's taxonomy places the organism in Eukaryota, Viridiplantae, Streptophyta, Magnoliopsida, Lamiales, Oleaceae. The transcript is spliced from 7 exons. Gene Ontology annotation, biological process: carbohydrate metabolic process. Gene Ontology annotation, molecular function: hydrolase activity, hydrolyzing O-glycosyl compounds.
CCAAUAAUUUUACUUAUUAGAAAAUAAUUAUUGUUAAGUAAAAGAAACCAUGGAAGAAGCUUUAAUCAUUAUUGCCAAGCAGGAAGUUGAAGGGGCAGCUUUUGCUUUAUAAAUACAGCAUCGACCUCUCUGCAUUGUCUCUGCAAAAACUCACUGGUUGGUUAGGAUUUUGUGUACACUAUAGGCAGCACAGAAAUGGCUUACUCUUCCUCCUCCUCUUUGUUUACUUAUUUUACGUUGUUGUUUCUUGUUCUGUUUUCCACUCAACUUCUGGGCGCCGCCGCCAAGCACUACCCUGUCCGCCACCGCCAUAUUGCCUCUCACAACUACAGAGAUGCACUAACCAAAUCUAUUAUGUUCUUUGAGGGACAGAGAUCGGGGAGACUUCCUCCUAAUCAAAGGAUUACUUGGAGGAGAAACUCUGGGCUUUCAGAUGGCUCUGCUGCUCAUGUUGAUUUGGUGGGUGGGUAUUAUGAUGCAGGGGAUAAUGUGAAGUUUGGGUUUCCAAUGGCAUUCACUACCACCAUGCUUUCUUGGAGUGUCAUUGAGUUUGGUGGUCUUGUGAAAGGAGAGUUGCAGAAUGCAAAAGAAGCCAUUCGCUGGGCUACAGAUUAUCUUCUCAAAGCCACUGCUCAACCUGACACCAUUUAUGUUCAGGUGGGGGAUGCAGGGAAGGACCAUGCUUGUUGGGAGAGACCUGAGGAUAUGGACACUCCAAGAAGUGUGUUUAAGAUAGACAAAAAUACCCCAGGUACUGAGGUUGCAGCUGAAACUGCUGCAGCUCUUGCAGCAGCCUCUUUAGUCUUUAGAAGAAGUGACCCCACUUAUUCCAAGCUCCUUGCCACAAGGGCCAUCAGGGUGUUUGAGUUUGCUGAUAAGUACAGAGGUUCUUAUAGCAAUGGUCUGAAACCAUAUGUCUGCCCUUAUUAUUGUGAUUUUUCUGGAUAUCAGGAUGAGCUAUUGUGGGGUGCUGCUUGGUUGCACAAGGCCACCAAGAAUCGAAUGUACCUUAACUACAUUCAAGCAAAUGGACUGACCCUUGGUGCCGAUGAAUCUGACAAUACAUUUGGUUGGGACAACAAGCAUGUUGGGGCAAGAAUCCUUCUUUCAAAGGUCACAUUCAUUCUAAAUAACUACUUUUUUAGUCAUUUUGUACGAUCAAUUGAUGGUUCAAGUUACAAUUUUCAGGCAUUUCUAGUCCAGAAGGUUCAAUCCCUCCAUGAUUACAAAAGUCAUGCAGAUAACUACAUUUGUUCCCUAAUUCCAGGGACCCCUUACUCCUCAGCUCAGUACACCCCAGGUGGGCUUUUGUUUAAGAUGAAUGACAGUAAUAUGCAGUAUGUAACUUCUACCUCUUUCCUGCUGGUCACUUAUGCCAAGUACUUAACCUCUGCCCACAUGGUGGUUAAAUGUGGUGGAGUCACUGUCACACCGAAGAAGCUUAGAACACUUGCCAAAAGACAGGUGGACUAUUUGCUAGGAGACAAUCCCUUGAAAAUGUCCUUCAUGGUGGGCUACGGUGCAAGGUAUCCACUGAGGAUCCACCACAGGGGAUCAUCACUCCCUUCCACAGCCACACAUCCAGCAAAAAUCCAGUGCUCCGCAGGGUUCAGUGUAAUGAAAUCUCCGUCCCCCAAUCCCAACAUCCUGAUGGGGGCCAUUGUCGGUGGGCCCGAUCAACGCGAUUGCUUCCCGGAUCAACGGUCAGAUUACGAGCAAUCGGAACCAGCCACUUAUAUUAAUGCACCCCUUGUUGGAUCCUUGGCAUAUCUUGCUCACUCAUUUGGCCAACUCUAAGAAAUUAUGAAAUUACAGCCCUUUUCUUUUAGAUUUCCUUUUUCAGUUUAUUGUUGAUUAGUGCUAAUUGUGGUUCUUAUGUUUUUCCACAACUGUAACGGGUUAAUUUGUUGGGUUCGGGUUGGGUCGCGUGACUGUGACUAAAGAAUUUUGGAGCCAUAAAAUAUUAAUAUGUGCACAGUUGUUAAGGUUGCACGGUCUAUGAUGUAUGUAUACCUUAUUAUUAAGGAUGUGUUAUAGUAUUUUAUAGAGUAAUGGAGGAUUGUGACUUUAAUAUUA